Molecule: messenger RNA, 3427 nt
Organism: Acyrthosiphon pisum (pea aphid)
Lineage: Eukaryota; Metazoa; Arthropoda; Insecta; Hemiptera; Aphididae
Product: low-density lipoprotein receptor-related protein 2
Exons: 12
Coding region: 163-2874 (903 amino acids)
Biological process (GO): receptor-mediated endocytosis
Cellular component (GO): signaling receptor complex; apical plasma membrane; plasma membrane
Molecular function (GO): hormone binding; calcium ion binding; protein binding
Source: RefSeq, a predicted model, not a curated record
AAGGACAUAGGAUCUGAAAGGGUCAAAAGAUCAACGGACUUUGGUAUUCGACGUUUAACAUUCGUCAAGCAAAAUUCAAACAUUGAAACAGUAGAUAUAUGGUCAUUGGUCAUAGUAUGUCAAAUAUAAUUAUUGGAUACUGAAGAUAAAAAGUAAAAAAAAAUGGACGUUAAGCAGGACAUUUAUCAAAUACUGCUGUUGUUAUUUACCAUACAAUUUUCUACCACGUUUGGUAAUCAUGAAGAAGACUUGUUUGAAUUGACAUCAGCCAGCGAUAGCCCGGGUUUGCAGUACGAACUCAUAAAUAAUCGACAGUGUGAUCCGAAGUCAGAAUUUUCGUGUAAGAACGGUCGGUGUAUACCGAAGUUGUGGGUUUGCGAUUUCGACAACGAUUGCGGCGAUGACUCAGAUGAACCAGCCUACAUGUGCCGACAAAGGAACUGCACGACCGGAUGGCAGAGGUGUCCGGGAAAGACCAAUUACCGAUGCAUACCAAAAUGGUUGUUCUGCGACGGUAAGGAUGAUUGCCGUGACGGUUCGGAUGAGUUACCGGAGAACUGUCCGAAGUGCCAAGCGGACUACCAGUGUAAGAACAACAGGUGCAUACCUAAGAGAUGGUUGUGUGACUUCGAGAACGACUGUGGUGACAACUCAGAUGAGUCGGAAGACCUGUGUAAAGGACUGUACCGGCAUUGUUCGGAGUCUGAGUUCCAGUGUUCUAACGGCAAAUGCAUACCAGGCCAGUGGAGAUGCGACCACGAUGACAAUUGUGGCGACAACUCAGAUGAACUCAACUGCGGUGGGUUCCAGUGCAAGAAUGGCACGUUCCAGUGCAAGAGUGGCCAUUGCAUAGCAUCAUACUUCCGAUGCGACGGUGACAGAAACUGUCGAGACUUCAGCGAUGAAAUCGGCUGCCCGCCUAGAUACCCCGAAGACCGGUACUGUCCUAAGUCCAAAUUUGAGUGCAAGACUACCAAGUUAUGUGUUUUUAACUCCGAAAUCUGUGAUGGCGAAGACGAUUGUGGCGAUGGCUCUGACGAAGCGUCUGAACUCUGCUCCAAUAUGAGUUGUACACUCGACAACCGUUUCUCUUGCGACAACAAACACUGCAUACCGAUGUACCAGCGUUGCGACGGCGUGGACAAUUGCGGAGACGGUUCUGACGAAAACGUACUGAGCGUUUGCGGUAUGAUACAUAAUAUCAGACAGUGUGAUCAUUACACAGAAUUCACGUGUGCUAAUCGCGAAUGCAUCAACAAAUCAAAACUAUGUAAUCUCCAGUAUGACUGUGAAGAUCUGUCUGACGAAAAAGGAUGCCACUAUUCAGGCACGUGCUUAGAAUCUACAAAAGGUGGUUGUGAACACUAUUGUUUGAACGUGACGUCAGGAAAAGGAUUCAGCUGUGCCUGUUACGCUGGAUACGAGAUUGGAGAAAACAGCAAAAAAUGCGAAGAUUUGGACGAAUGUCAGUUGGGACUUCACCAUUGUUCCCAAGACUGUACGAACAUAAACGGCUCGUUUAUUUGUUCAUGUCGUGAAGGUUUUGUGUUGAGCGAUUUGUUUAGCGGUGCAUGUAAGGCCGUGGAUCCGAUGUUGACUAUAGUAUAUACCAAUGGUCCUGAAUUACGUGGAUACGAAUCUAACAAGAGGAAACACUUGUCGAUUCUCAGUAACGAAAAACGUAUACGAGCUAUUGAUUUCGAUCCGAAAUCCGAAAUACUUUAUUGGGCUGAUUCAUAUGACCAGUCGAUAAAACGUUCGUACAUGAUAAACGCCAAGAGCGGACAAGUUAAAGUGGGAUACUCACAAGAUCUGGAUAUCAAAGGUUCGUUUAAGCCUGUGGCGGUCGCCAUAGAUUGGAUGGGUGACAAUCUCUAUUGGGCUGAAGUCGAUCUAUCGAAAGAGGAUAAGCCAGCAGGCCGAAUAAUGGUCGCCAAACAAGACGGAAGAUACAGAAGAUCAAUUGUUAGCAGCGGAUUGGACACUCCUUCCUCUCUGGUCUUGGAUCCCGAAAUGGGUAAAAUGUUCUGGGCGGACGUUGGAGAAACCCCAAAAAUCAAAAUGUCUUGGAUGAAUGGAUCCAGACAAAUUUCAUUGGUGACGACUAGACUGCACUACCCCACAGGACUGACCAUCGACACAGCUAUGGACCAUUCUUUAUAUUGGGUGGAUACCAAGCUUAAUGUCAUCGAGUCAAUUAAAUACGACCAAAAGAACAGAGUUGUCGUGAUACGUGGAGAACAUCUACAUCACCCUAUAUCGCUGGAUCUGUUCGAAAAUCAACUGUACUGGUUGUCUAGGGAAACUGGUGAAUUAAUUAAGCAAGAUAAAUUCGGCCGCGGUGUUCCAGUCACCAUUGCUAAGGACUUAGUGAAUCCGACUGGUGUUAAAGUUUACCAUCGGCAAAGAUAUAAUUAUACAAUGCCAAAUAUGUGUCAAUCGGCCGGAUGUUCUCAUCUUUGUCUAUUGGUACCUGCGGGUGUAUAUUGUGCAUGUCCAGACCACACUCAUGUACAGCAAGGUGUCAGUGAAAAAAUAUGCGACGCUGCCGAAGAACAGCCGAAACCAGCACCGCGAAUUUGUCGCUGUCAAAACGGUGGUAUUUGCACCGAAGACUCACCGGAUGGUGAACUCAAUUGUUUGUGUCAACCUGACUUUAGCGGUCGUGUAUGUGACAUCACUUCAAAACGGAUCAGGCGACAGGGUAUUUUCAGUUCCAUGCUUAUCAUUCCAUUGACUGGGCUAUUAUUGCUAUUAGUCGCUGGUGCGAUUUUCAUUUUCAUUCGUAAGAGACCAUUUGGUAAGGGAGCAGUACUUGGUAGCUUGACCAACUCUCAGAGCGUGUCAUUCAGACAAGGGACGAAUGUCGAGUAAGGUCCCAACGCAUUCAACAACGGUCCAGGAGGAGGGGAGCCAUUGGACUAAGUUAAGUUACGAAUUUUCAUGAAAAUAAUAACUAAGUUAAGUUAAAAGUUAAGUUACUUUUAUUUUUUUAAAUACCUUUAACUUAUAAACGUUUUUUUAUCUCAUCGGAGGAAAACAACUGGUUUUGGUAUAAAGUAAAACAAAUUAAUAACAAAUGCACACAGGGGCGUAUUUAGGUAGGGGCUAUGGGUCCCGUUGCCCAGAGCGGCAAAUUUUUAAAGAUUUAGUGGGGCGGCAAAUUUUUAUUUUUAUUUAACAAAUUAUUCGUUUGUCGUCACACAAGUAGGUAUUUUGAAAGAUUUACUAAUUUAUUUAUAAUAUUUUUUCACUCUUAACUGGUACAAAAAUGUUGCUUAAAUGUCUAAUUAUACCUUCCUAAUUGAAUGUAACAUUACAAUUUUAAAUUAGUAUAUAUACAUUAUAUACACUAUAUUAGUAAAUACAUUUACUGUUGAGGGGGGGGGCGACAAAUAUGUGUUUCCCCUAUCCUGAAAUUCCUAAA